This is a messenger RNA of Astrephomene gubernaculifera, 1062 nucleotides long. Lineage: Eukaryota; Viridiplantae; Chlorophyta; Chlorophyceae; Chlamydomonadales; Astrephomenaceae. The record is from the annotation of a GenBank genome assembly.
AUGCUAUGCUUGUACCGUUCUGCUGUUAUCUUUAUCCUAUCCUCAUCUGUCUUAGCGUUUAUAUGCCAUUUCCUUGGGGCGUUAGGAGCUUGUGUGUUAUGGGGACAGCUGUCGCUAUCCAGUAGAAACCUCUUCGGCCUACGUUGCAAUUGUUGCUUACUUACUGACAGCAUGGAAGCAUCGAGUAAGGUGCUUACCUUUCCUGCAUUCCUUUGCUCAGUCUUUGUAUUCUAUUGGAGCCUUCCCAUAUUUGCGAUCAUCUACCGGAUUCGCUUUGCAAACUUGGGCAAGAGAAAUGAUAUGCUUGAAUGGGCUAAAUCCCUAGUCCGCUUCUUUGGUGUGACGGUGCUUAAGGAAGGGGAGUCAUCAUUGUACCGCGGCGGGAAAUGUCUCUACCUGUGCAACCACCGCAGCUGGGCGGACUUCUUCAUCGACGCCUACCUAACGGAGGGGCGAGCAGCACUGAUGAGCAGGUGGCUGGUGUAUUUUGUGUUCCCGGUGUUUUGCACCUCGUGCCUCAUCCUGCGGGGCAUCGUGCUGUUCAAGCGGGGGACCAUUGCGGACAAGGAGGCCUUCAACUCCUGGCUGGACGCCACCCUGGGUCGCAGCCACGUGCCCGGACUGCUGGUGUACCCGGAGGGCCACCGCAGCCUGAAGCCCGCCAGCCUGCCGCUCAAGCGCGGCAUGCUGCACUACGCGUUCAGCCGCAAGAUACCCGUGCAGAUCAUCAUCACCCGGGGCAAGGAGGAGGUGCUGAGUGAGAAGCGCAUGGCGGUCCGCUUCGGCAGGACACUGGUCACGCAGUUCUCAAAGGUCAUCGAGCCGGGGCAGUUCGCCUCCUUCGACGCCUUCUUCUCUGCCGUACAGUCCACCUGGGACGAGUGCUGGAGGGGCGCGUACGGCGCCAGUACGACAAGCACCCCCCGCCACACCCUGUCGCACCCCCCCACCGAGUACGACUACCCCGCCCGCAUGCGGCUGCAGCAGGCGGCCAUCACGCUGUUCUCCAUGGUGGUGUUGGCGGGGGUGCUGGCGGGCAGCUGGCGGGCGGGGGCGGCGGUG